AUGGCUCAGAUUGAUUGUAGUGAGGAAGAACAACACAGUUUCUUGCUAUCGAGUAAAGUUGCAUCCAUCGAAGCGUUCAAGGCGAUUGAGAUUCCAGUAUCUCCCAAUGGUGGUGAAUCUAAUAGAGCUUCUGGAUCUCAUGGUCAUUCUGGUGAAAUUUCUUUUGGAUCUUUAAAUUCUCACCGAGACAAUCAAAAUUCGUAUCGUCUGCCUAAGAUGGAUUUUCCUCACUUUGAUGGUGAAAAUCCUCGAGGAUGGAUUCAAAAAUGUGAGUGUUACUUUCAGAUCCAUAAAAUUGAGGAUGGACAACGAGUGAGUAUAGCUUCUCUUCAUCUUGAUGGUCGAGCUGAUCAGUGGUUCUUAAAUUUUCAGAUUGGUAAAUUGUCUGUCAAUUGGAAUGACUUAUGUGUUGGUAUCUCUCUUGAGGCUCUUAUGCUAAGCAAGAACCAAUAUCUUACAGAGGAUUAUUUUAUAUUGAGUUUCAUUAGUGGAUUGAAGGAGGAAAUUCUUGGUUCUGUCUUGAUAUUUCACCCUCAAUCUCUCAUGGAGUCCUUUUCAUUAGCUCGUAUAGAGGAGCAGAAGUACUAUUUGCUACACAAAACCACUAAACCAUUCUCAAAACCCAUCACCAACUCGUUUUCUACCAACAAAGUUUUCUCUCACUCUAAUUUUCCUCCAAAACCAAUCAUCAACAUUCCCAGUACACCUAAGUCUCCACCAUCCACCUAUAAACCAUCUCUUACUACUCAUACUCCCAACACACCCACCAACUUUUCCUCUCUACCACCCAUUAAAAGAUUAACUCAAGAACAAAUGCAGGCUAGGAGAGCUAAGGGACUGUGUUACAACUGUGAUGAACUUUAUAAACCUGGUCAUUGGUGUAAGAGACAACAACUAUUUAUGCUUAGUGUUGAAGCUCCUGUGGAGGAGGAUGUUACUGUAGAAGAAGAAGUUUUUGAGGAAGAAGGAGAGACUCCAGUAGACUCCGGCAUGGAAAUUUCCCUACAUGCUCUUACUGGUACUAUCUCUGGUGACACAAUUAGAAUUCUAGGUCUUCUUAAGAAGCAUAAAAUUUCUAUACUAAUUGAUUCUGGUAGUACACAUAGCUUCAUUGACUCUGCUUUAUCCACCAAGUUGCAUUAUGAAAUUCAACCUAAUGCACAUUUGUUGGUAAUUGUUGCCAAUGGAGAAAGGACUGUCAUCUCUGGAGUGUGUCCUCAAAUACAAUGGUCAAUGCAGGAUUACCAAUUCAGUGGGGAUUUGAGGCUACUUUUCUUGGGAGGAUGUGACAUUAUUUUGGGGGCAGACUGGCUAAGAAGAUUAGGUAAUGUCAUGUUCAACUUUGCCAAGAUCAUCAUCUCUUUCCAACACCAAGGUGAGACAAUUACUUUAACUAGUGCCAAAAAUUCUUCUUCUCUCAUGAUGAUGAGUAUUCAAGUUGUUAAAGAAUUCUUCAAGAAGAAUACCCAUGGCUUAUUAGGCCAUCUGUUUUCUAUCACUCCUUCCACUACCUCCCAACCAGUUCCUCCUUCCAUAUCCCAAUUAUUAUAUUCUUAUGAGGAUGUCUUUCAGGAACCUACUGAUUUACCACCUACAAGGAACUUGGACCACACCAUUCCCUUACAGCCGAACUCAGUACCUCCCAAUCAGAGAGCCUAUAAAUGUCCCUACAUUCAAAAAUCCGAGCCCAGUCAUAGUCCAUUUUCUUCUCCCAUUCUCUUAGUAAAGAAGAAGGACAAUUCCUGGAGGUUUUGUGUGGAUUAUAGGAAUUUGAAUGACAUCACUAUUAAAGAUAAAUUUCCUAUUCCAAUUAUUGAUGAGUUGUUGGAUAAACUAUUUGGUUAUGGGGUAUUCACCAAAAUAGAUAUGGGAUCAGGGUAUCACCAAAUUCUUGUUCACCCUUCUGAUAUUUUAAAAAAAGCUUUUGGAACCCAUCAUGGGCACUAUGAAUUCAAGAGUAAACUGGAAUAUCUAGGACAUAUUAUAUCUGCAGAAGGAGUGGCUGCUGAUCCAGCUAAAGUGGCAAAAUUGCUCAAGAAGAAUUCUUUCUCAUGGUCUCCAUCAACCACUCAAGCCUUCAAUAAUCUCAAAGCUUUCAUGGUUAGUGCCCCUGUUUUAGCUUUACCAGAUUUCUCCAAGCAAUUUGUGCUAGAAACUGAUGCCAAUGGAGUUGGUAUUGGUGCUGUGUUGAUGCAAGAAGGCAAAGCCAUCUGUUUCUUCAGUAAACCACUUGGUCCUAAGACGGAUCACCAGAGCAUAAAGUAUUUCCUGGACCAAAAGAUCACUACCACACUUCAACAAAAAUGGUUGAUGAAGUUGUUAGGGUUUGACUAUCAGGUCCAAUAUAAGAGUGGAGUUGAGAAUAAAGUAGAUGAUGCUCUUUCUAGAAAAUCCCAUGACACUGCUACCUGCAAUUUGUUAUCUACUACUUCUCCCAAAUGGGCUCAAUAA
Papaver somniferum (opium poppy) is the source of this 2451-nucleotide messenger RNA. RefSeq lists its product as uncharacterized. NCBI's taxonomy places the organism in Eukaryota, Viridiplantae, Streptophyta, Magnoliopsida, Ranunculales, Papaveraceae. The record is from RefSeq and is a predicted model, not a curated record. The transcript has 7 exons. Bases 1 to 2451 code for a protein of 816 amino acids.